Clunio marinus is the source of this 1185-nucleotide messenger RNA. NCBI's taxonomy places the organism in Eukaryota, Metazoa, Arthropoda, Insecta, Diptera, Chironomidae. The record is from the annotation of a GenBank genome assembly.
AUGAGUCAUGUUAACACAAAUGGUUGUAUAGAUGCUUUGCACCUUUUGAGUUUGUUAUCAGCUGAAUUAAAUUCCAGCUUUUUUAAUGAAAACGAUCUAGACUGUGACAAAAUUACUGACCCCACUUAUAAUGAACAAGACAUUGUUACAAGCUAUAUAGCAAAAGAUAAUUCAAAAUGUUUGGAAAUUAUAAAAUUAUUGGAAGAAAAUGGACGAAAGCUUUCAUUUCACUCGGAAGUUAUUAAAACAAUUUGUUUGACUCACUCGAAUAGUGAGACUGAAAAUGUGUUUGCCAUCUUAAACAAUGUCAUCAAUGAAGAACCAAAAAAUUCUUUUGCAUUUUAUGCAUUAGGACUAGCUCAAUACAUGAACUGUCGUUUAGCAGAUUCAGAGGAAUCAUUCAAAACUGCAAUUGACUUAAAUUCAAAUGGGGAAAAGUUUCCCUAUAAAGAAUUAGAAGAUAGCACGUUUCACUAUCUGAGAUGUGUUCGUAUGGCUGUGCAUUCGAUAGAAGAAGCUCAUUGUCUUUUUCAUUCUGGAUAUUUUAGAGAAGCUAUUCAAGAAAUAAAGAACGCAGCAAAAUAUGAUUUAACAAAUAUUAACUUAAACAUGAAUCUAACAAAAAUUUUCUUCAAAUAUACUGAAUUUUUAAUGAAUCAUGUUAACAAUUCUCACGGUGUUAAUCAAGAAGUUUUUGAUAAGAGUAAAGAAACUGAAGAGUUAAUUAUGUCUCACAAGUUCUUUGAAGCGGAUAACAACCUUAACACGUUCUCUUUCUGGGGAUCUUUCAACGGUGAGCACAUUUAUCUUAAGGGUCUUCUCGAAUACAUGAAAGGAGAUCCACCAGAAGCUAUCAAAAAAUUGCAACUUGCUUUGAGAAUCGACUACACAGAGAAAAAAGUUCAUGAAUUAAUGGAUAAAGCACUCUCAUACGAAAAAUCACUUGAAGAUGCCACUUUGAAAAUGAAAGAUAAGAAAUUCACUGAAGCUAUUGAAAUCUUAACUAAGGCUCUAGAAAUUGACAAGAACAAUCAUUUAUUGAAUCAAGCUGUUUACUUCCAAAGAAGUUUCGCUUAUAGAGGCAUUGGAGAUACUGAAAAAGCUCGUGAAGAUGUUGAAAAAUACAAUUCGUUCAAAGAUGUUCUUGGUAACAUUUUGAAUGAUUUGAAUGAAAUUAUUCCAUGA